Ruditapes philippinarum (Manila clam) is the source of this 2130-nucleotide messenger RNA. RefSeq names its product V-type proton ATPase 16 kDa proteolipid subunit c-like. NCBI's taxonomy places the organism in Eukaryota, Metazoa, Mollusca, Bivalvia, Venerida, Veneridae. The record is from RefSeq and is a predicted model, not a curated record. Gene Ontology annotation, cellular component: proton-transporting V-type ATPase, V0 domain. Gene Ontology annotation, molecular function: proton-transporting ATPase activity, rotational mechanism. Gene Ontology annotation, biological process: proton transmembrane transport.
GGCAUUUAGUGCCCUGGGAGCAGCUUAUGGAACCGCAAAGUCUGGUACUGGUAUUGCGGCGAUGUCGGUCAUGCGACCUGAGCUUAUCAUGAAAUCCAUCAUUCCCGUUGUCAUGGCUGGUAUCUUGGCUAUUUACGGUCUGGUCGUCGCUGCCCUUAUAGCCAAUAGUAUAGAUGGUGAAUAUGAUCUUUUCAAGAGUUUCUGUCAUCUCGGAGCAGGUUUGAGUGUCGGUCUGAGCGGUCUCGCUGCCGGCUUUGCUAUCGGUGUUGUAGGCGACGCUGGCGUAAGAGGUACAGCCCAACAACCAAGAUUAUUCGUGGGAAUGAUUCUAAUUCUUAUUUUUGCUGAAGUGUUGGGUUUAUACGGACUGAUUGUGGCUCUAAUUUUGGCCACAAAGACCAAGAACUAAGAUCUACGGUGCUCAUUUUAGGUACCCGUUUUAACAAAAUAAUAAAAAUAUAAAAAAGUAUAAUACUUGGAAAGAUUGUGGUAGAAUAGUGUCUAUAAAAUUUAGAAAAAAAACAACACAGUAUGAGAAGAAGUCAUUUUCCUUACUGUCAUAACAGUUUAAACAUGAAAUUCACUUUUCUUUUUAAUAUGGAACAAAAUACAAGUGUGAAACGCAUCUUAUAAAUGGCUUGAUUGAAUGCAAAGCUUGGGUAGAUUAAGGUUCGGGUUAAUUCUAUUGAGAAAAUGUCAACAUUUUUGCAUUGCAUCAAAAAAUUCUAACGAAUGACACAACGUCCUCAAGGAAUUGAUUUAUGUGCUGAUCAUAUUCAUAAUUCCGAAUAAAUAUAAUGAACAAAUUUUCAUAGUGGAUAUAUCUAGAAAUAUAUUUAUGAGUGUCGAAAUACAGGGCAUUUCUCAUUUAAGUCGGACAAAAUUUUGCACUUUUACUGUCUGCGAUCAUAAGUGCAUAUAUAUAUUAUGUCAGUUUGUGUAUACAUGAAUAUUGUAUCACAAUUAUUGUCAAUAUUUUAAAUUAAUCCGGUUCAAAGCAAUACCGACUUGAAUAAAAAAUGCUCAAUAUUUCUGGUCUUACAUUUACGAAGCAUGUAUGCUACUGAAUGUUAUUUAAAUAAAAAAUAACAAAAAAAACUUGUUUUGACUGAAUUGAAAAACAACACUUUUCGUGAUAAAUAUUGUAUAUUAUGUUUUGUUAUAAUAUAUUACAUGUAUAUAGUGAGUAGUCUUCGAACGAUGGACUGACAAACUGUGAAGAAACCAGGGUAGAGUAAAUAUAUAUACAAUACGUAUAUAUAUGGAAAAAAAAUGUUAAUGUUACUUGAAAAAUAAAGUAAAAAAAAAUUAGAAUGUAAAUAUAAAAAUUUAGUUGUUAUUUUUAGCAUUUGAAGGUACAAAAAAAUGUUUAAAUACAAAUUAACCCACUUCAUGGUAAAAUAAAUUCACUUCAUGGUAAAAUAAAUUAAGAUCUUUUAAAAAUUUUCCCCUCCAGGUACAUGUAGUGUACAUGUAGUGUAACACAUGUAUGUAGAUUUCAUCAAAUAUCAUUAUAUCUUUGUAAUUAAAUUUGUUAGUUUUUUUUUUUUAAUUUUAAUUGAUAAUGAGUAAUCAUAUUAAAUUUGCCAAAAUGUAGAAUAAGAAUGUUUAGAUGAUAUAAACUUGUACUUACCAGUUAAAUAGUUAAGAUUUAGAAAAAUAAUGUAUAUGUGAAAUAAAAACAAAAAGAAUUUAUGUAUUUAUACUUUUUCUUCUAUAUGCUUUCAAGACAACUGUCUCUUGUGAUCAGAUUAUAGAUUUUAGUCAUAAUUUUUAUAUUUAGUUGUUUUUUUUCGGAACAUUUGUUUUGAAAUGUUCGUAGCUUCUCGUAACCAAGACAGAAUUGUAAAGCUUUAGCUUGUUGCUAGAAUUACAAAAAAAUUACCUUUGCUGAAAUGGUUUAAUUUUACAUUCUGACAAAAUUCAUUGGUGAAAUAAUUAAUAAAUUUAAUGAGAAUGAGUGGUUUGCUAAUGAUUUUGAGGUAUGUAUAGUCUGUUUCAAAUAAUCUAUUUAUAUUUUUUAUUAUUACUGAAUGAUUUUUAUUUGAUUUUUUUUCUUAAUUUAUAACCUGUUUCAAAAAUAAUAUAUUUGGAUUGAUCUGGCCAGUUAUUUUAAGAAACAAACUAUUU